AUGUAUAGCAACCGCUCCCACCCGCUCCUAGAGCAGGUCCCAUUGACCGUCUCCCCCUUCAUCUCCCUUCCGGCGGCCACGACCUUGUCCUAUAACUACAAGGCGAUGCCCUCUGCCCUGCCGCCCUCAGCGACGGGCGUCCCGGCUGCCGUGACCGACGAGGCCGCCGCCUCAACAGACCCCUCGGCGAACAAGCCCAAGUAUGUCAUCUCGCAAUCUGGUCACGCCGCACACCCGGACGACAUCAUUGCCUCGUGCCGCGCACUACAGGCGCAUAUUACAAAGAUGCAGGAGGACGCUGAGCGCGACCUGCGGGAGCUCGAGGAGCGUAUUCAGGCGCGCGAGUUGGCUGAGAAGAGACGGGUUGCCCCAGGCUGGCUGGACAGUGACGCGAGGCUUCUCGAGCCCGAGAGGCCUGCCGGGUCCACAGAACCCGAUGCGCAGACCGCGGCGGAACACGCAGGCACGAGCGAGAUGCCGGCAAACGACCAGGGAGCGGAGCUGGAUAGGGUUUUUGGGGGUUUGAGCAUGAAAUGA
This is a messenger RNA of Colletotrichum truncatum, 537 nucleotides long. RefSeq lists its product as uncharacterized. Lineage: Eukaryota; Fungi; Ascomycota; Sordariomycetes; Glomerellales; Glomerellaceae. The record is from RefSeq and is a predicted model, not a curated record.